CCCGUAGCAUCAUAGAUUCUUUUUCUUUAUUAGUUUUAUAAUUUGCCGACAACGUUUUAUCCGUGGGGCCAGCGCGUGCUUCGAUGAUCCGUGUGGUGUUGUACCGUUUUUGGCCGCCAUUCACCAGUAGCAUAUCCGUGGCCACUUCCGGCCACAGCGUCACCCGGGGAAUCGGGAUGUGAAUCCAGGAUUCCCGUAUCCGGCAGCUAUCGCAAUCGGCAGGAAAUUCUAUCUCGUCCCGGGCGGGCCAGGUCGAAGCGUUAGGUCGCGCAGUAAAAAAGGGUGAAAGCGAGAGGGAGAAAGAGUGCGCGCGGCAGAGACGAGCAACAGCGCCGGAAUAUUCGCCAUCGGAGCGAGCGAAAAAGCGAGAGCGAAAUCGUCGCGGCGAAAGAGAAAAAAGAGAGGAGUUCGCUCGAAUCCCCGUCCCCCCGGCAGCAGCAGUAGGCUGUGAAAGUGUGUGCGCGGUUAAGCGAGAAUAAUUAGUUUCGACGGGAAAAUCCGGCAAACCGUGAAGUCGACGAGGCGAAUCCGGCGAUUCCUAUCCCCCAAAAAGCAAGCAUCUCAUCUCGUCUUCCGCGCGCUGGGCAGGCGUACAGGGAAGCACACAACGGCGUUGAGAAGAAGCCAGACGCGAGACGGACCAUCCCAAAGGUGGCGAGAACGCGCAGUCUCGCUCACUCGCUCGCUCGCCAGCUGCCGUUGUCGCCGACGAGUCCGCUGUCCGUUAGUGGUGGUAGUGUAGCCUGGCCAGCGGAGCGCUAGCCCAACACUCGGGUGUUGACUUUUCCGUCAGCGGGAACGCGUUUUUACUUUAUCGGUUCAUUUUUUUUAAUAAUGAGUGAUUAUUCCAACCAGAACUCGCAAAAUUUUAGUCAAUCGUCAGCAUUUGCAGCCGCUUUACAGAGAGCCAAACAAAUUGCCGCUAAGAUACACCCGGGUGGUCCCCAGCAGCAGCAGCCACACCAACCAGUGAAGAGACCGCACGACGACCACGACUCGGGCCCAGAAUUGAAGAAGUUCGGCGGACAGUCUGAUUACAAUAAUGCAAGCUCGCCGACUGGCAUGAGUCAGGCUGCGAUGCAAGCCGCUGCUCAAGCUGCAGCCGUCGCCGCACGUUUGUCGCAGAACAGCAACAACAACCACAGCAACCUUAACUCGUCGAACGCUCCCGGCGUUGGAGCACAGGACCCGAGCCAGCGGGUGCGCGAACUGAUCAGCAAGAUGGUAAACCACGGUCCGAUGGACAACGGCAACCACCAGGGCGGUGGUGGCGGCGGCGGUGGCCGUGGCGGAGGUGGUGGCGGUGGCGGCGCUGGGGGAGGCGCGUUCGGGUCGUUCCAGGAGAUGAUGAUCCCGGGCUCGAAGGUGGGGCUCAUCAUUGGCAAGGGUGGCGAGACGAUCAAGCAGCUGCAGGAGAAGACGGGCGCCAAGAUGGUGAUCAUCCAGGAUGGGCCGGGCCAGGAGAUGGAGAAACCGCUGCGCAUUUCCGGCGACCCACAGAAGGUGGAGCACGCGAAGCAGCUCGUGUACGAGCUGAUACAGGAGAAAGAUUCCUACUCGCAGCGCCAGAACAUGAACGGGGCCGAACAGGCGGAGGUGUUUGUGCCCAAGGCGGCCGUCGGUGUCGUGAUCGGGAAGGGUGGCGAGAUGAUCAAAAAGAUCCAGGGCGAGUCGGGCUGCAAGCUGCAGUUCAUACAGGGGCGCGGCGAUGGGCCGGGCGAUCGGCGCUGUAUCGUGCUCGGGUCGAAGGCCCAGGUCGAGGAUGGCAAGCGCAUGAUCGAGGAACUGAUCGACAGUGUGCAACGCCGGGAGCAGGGUGGAGGCGGCGGUGGCGGCGGCGGUGGUGGCGGCGGUCGCGGUGGUGACGGAGGUGGUGGUGGCCACGGACGCGGCGGUCUCGGCGGUGGUGUUGGAAACCCCAAUCAGGAUAACAACUACAACAACUACAGCGGCCCGCAGGUGACGCGAUUGGAGUACACUUUCGCCGUACCGGUCUCAAAGUGUGGCAUCAUCAUCGGACGUGGCGGCGACACGAUCAAGCAGAUCAACCAGCAGUCCGGAGCGCACACGGAGAUGGACCGGAAGGCGUCGCAAAACCAGACGACAGAGAAAACAUUCAUCUGCAAGGGCGAGCAGCACCAGGUGGACGAGGCGAAGCGCUUGAUCCAGGACAAGAUCAACAUGGAGAUUAACAUGGUGUACGUCGGGUCGACGUCGGUUCCGGCCAAUCAGUACCAGAACAAUGGUUCUGGGGGAGGCGGCGGUGGUGGCGGUGGCGGUGGCCAUAAUGCUUACCAGCAACAGCAGGGCGGAUGGGGAGGCUAUCAGUCGCAGGGCUGGGAUCAGCAGCAGUCUGCGCAGGCGAACGCAGCCAACGCUGCCGCCGUUGCGGCGGCCCAACAGCAACAGCAGCAAGCCCAGCAGCAGCAACCCCAACCGGACUAUUCGCAGCAAUGGAUCGAGUAUUACAAGCAUAUGGGAAUGCCCCGGGAGGCUGAGAUGAUUGAAGCGCAGGUUAAAGUGCGCCAAGCUGCACAAGGAGCGCUACCAGCUAAUCAAAAUGUGCAAGGUCAAACAGUGAUGGCAGCGGGAGGAGCCGGAGCCCAGCAACAGCAGCAGCAGCAACAGCAGCAAGGCCAGCAGGCGGACUACAGUGCGGAAUGGGCCGAGUACUACCGACGGAUCGGUAAAAUUGAGGAAGCCGAAGCUAUCGAAAAGCAGAUAGCGUCCACCAAGGCAAUGCAAGCGCAAGCCGUGGCGGCAGCUUUGGCAGCCGGUUCGGCGAACCAAGCUGGUCCAGGAGCGGCCGGUGGCCCGUAUGGUGGCGGCGGCGGCGGUGGUGGCGGCGGUCCGCAGCAGGGACCACCCGGCGGUGGUGGCUACGGUGGUCAACAGUACCAGCAGUACUAUGGCGGCGGUGGUGGUGGUGGAGGAGGCGGAGGAGGCGGCGGCGGUCAGCCCGGUUUUGCGGGCUACCCUUAUGGUGGCGGCUAUCCCGGACCGGGAGGUUCCCAAAACCAGCCGAAUGCUCCCAAUCAGGAUAAGAACUAGGGACAAAUUCUCUUCCACUGUGCGUGCGAGACACGACGACACUCUUUCGCGCGCAACAGACACACUCCUCCCGCAUAGAUUAUACACACCACCACCCACACAAGGACGACAGCCUAGCGACCACGACCUACGACGACACGAAGCGAGUUCUAUUGUGCUCGUUAGUUAAGCGUGGAUAAUGGAGAAGAGCGAUAGAGAGAAGAUGACCGGAAUGUGUGGAAGGCGGUGCAUCAAUGCCAUGCCGCGUGUCCACCACCACAAGAUCGAUCACCCACCACCAAAAGCUGCAACCUGCAUGGGAGCAGCGGCCGCAGCAGUUUUCUCCUGUUUUUGUACAGCAGCUCUUAUAACCUAGCACUACUACCUACCCCAAUGUACGCACCGGUGUUGUGUGAGACGCAUGGAUGAGACAAGCAGAGCAGAGACACGUGGAACAGUGAAAAUGCAGAACACAAAAGCAACUACCGAGACCCGCAACAACCAGCAGAAUAGAUCGAAGUUUGAAGCAAAUAAUGAUUAAUCCACACACAACACACCCACACACACACACAUCCAUUUCAAUAAUAGUUCUGUAAGCGUUUACCGCCUGUCCAUCGACACGGUAACACAUUUAGUAGCGUUUAGUAGCAAUUAUUAUAUACUUACUGGAUAAUGCAAAAAGAGCAAACUCAUUCAAACAAAUAAAUCAACAAAACUCUGCAACAGAAGCAAGAAGCAAAAAAGAAGAAGUAGUAAGGUGGGAGGUGGGACACGUCGUUUCUUUUAUCACAUCUCGACCAACUCCGUCCACGUGGAGGAGGUGGUACAGUGCGCCAUCAUCGUCGUAGCACACCAGCAGCGCAGCAACCAGGAUUACCUUCCGCCAGCGGUGCAGGCAGA
This is a messenger RNA of Anopheles bellator, 3930 nucleotides long. It is a transcript of the gene Psi, whose product is annotated as far upstream element-binding protein 2. The record is from RefSeq and is a predicted model, not a curated record. Gene Ontology annotation, molecular function: mRNA binding. Gene Ontology annotation, cellular component: nucleus; cytoplasm. Gene Ontology annotation, biological process: regulation of DNA-templated transcription. The transcript is spliced from 7 exons. Bases 835 to 3051 code for a protein of 738 amino acids. Lineage: Eukaryota; Metazoa; Arthropoda; Insecta; Diptera; Culicidae.